CCGAGGCGCUUCUGCAAAGGAGCCGCUCUGGGCCCCGCCUUUGAUCUCGUUGGUUGGACUGUGGGGAUGAGAACUGCACCGCGCGGGACCAGUCGCCGUCGGCGCCCGACAGAGCAGAAGAGGAGAGAGCAUGGAGUUGGAAAGGAUUGUCAGUGCAGCACUGCUUACCUUUGUCCAGACACACCUCCCAGACGCCGACCUCAGUGGUUUGGAUGAGGUCAUCUUCUCCUAUGUGCUUGGGGUUCUAGAGGACCUGGGCCCUUUAGGCCCCUCAGAAGAGAACUUUGAUAUGGAGGCCUUCACUGAGAUGAUGGAGGCCUAUGUGCCUGGCUUCGCCCACAUCCCUAGGGGCACAAUAGGGGACAUGAUGCAGAAGCUGUCAGUACAGCUGAGCGAUGCUAGGAACAAAGAGAACCUGCACCCACAGAGCUCCUGUGUCCAAAGUCAGGUGUCUAUUUCUCCAGAGCCCCUGCAGCAACCGGAAAAGCACAAUGACGAUACCAGGUCUCCUGCUGCAGCUGGGGAUACCCAAGAUGAGGUACUGGCAGCUGGCCGUGAGAAGGAGCUGCUGCCAGGGGUGGAUGUGCUCCUAGAAGUAUUCCCUACCUGUUCAAUGGAGCAAGCACAAUGGGUGCUGGCCAAAGCUCGAGGGGACUUGGAAGAAGCUGUGCAGAUGUUGGUAGAGGGCAAGGAAGGGCCUCCAGGCUGGGAUGGCCCCAAUCAGGACCUGCCCAGACGUCUCCGAGGCCCCCAGAAGGAUGAGUUGAAAUCCUUCAUUCUUCAGAAGUACAUGAUGGUGGAUAGCGCAGAGGAUCAGAAGAUUCACCGGCCCAUGGUUCCUAAGGAGGCUCCCAAGAAGCUGAUCCGAUACAUUGACAACCAGGUAGUGAGCACUAAAGGGGAGCGAUUCAAAGAUGUUCGGAAUCCUGAGGCUGAAGAGAUGAAGGCCACAUACAUCAACCUCAAGCCAGCCAGGAAGUACCGCUUCCACUGAGACACUUGCUGGACUCUGCCUGAACCUUCCAGAUCCCAGAGGGCUGCAAGAGCCUACUCCUCUACACGGAGGCUUCCCUUGCCCCUGAAUACCCUGCUUCCUGAUUCCAUAGUGUUUACCUACUCUUGGAGCUGCCUCCAUGGGCACAGUAAAGUGGCUCCAAGGAA
Messenger RNA from Perognathus longimembris pacificus (Pacific pocket mouse), 1161 nucleotides. It is a transcript of the gene Cuedc2, whose product is annotated as CUE domain containing 2. The coding region runs from base 131 to 994 and encodes 287 amino acids. Gene Ontology annotation, molecular function: ubiquitin binding. The record is from RefSeq and is a predicted model, not a curated record. NCBI's taxonomy places the organism in Eukaryota, Metazoa, Chordata, Mammalia, Rodentia, Heteromyidae. The transcript has 9 exons.